AUGUUGAUUACUAAAGCAACCAAAGGUGCUGUUACCACCAUACUUAAUAAUAAUAUAUUAUUGUCAUUAUACAACAUUCAAAGAAAAAGAUUACAAUCUACCGUGGCAUCUGCAUCCCAACCAGAUGUUACUAAAUCCAAAAGUACCAUUGCUGUGAAUUCUAAUACUACCGACACGCCGUUGUUUAAUGGUACUUCUGUUACUGGACCUUUACCUUCUUUGGCUAGUUCCAUUGGUGAAAUUAAACCAUUAGAUAUACCUCUUAAUGUCUUGGCAGUUUACCACAAACCAUUGAGGGUACCAAUCACCUACGGCGAUUUGAUUGCUGAUAUCCAAUUACGUUCCUAUGACCAUGAAAAUUUGGAUUUUUUCUGCGAUUUCAUCUUGCGUGUUGGGUUUUAUCUAGGUGCUCCGUUGACAGGUCCAAAACCAUUACCAACAAGGCGUGAGAGAUGGACCGUAAUAAGGGCACCAUUUGUUCAUGCUAAAAGCAAGGAGAAUUUCGAAAGACAUACGCAUAAACGAUUGAUCCGUGUUUGGGAUACUAACCCUCAAGUUGUUGACAUGUUGUUGAGUUAUUUAACCAAACAUUCUAUUACUGGUGUCGGUGUUAAAGUUAAUUAUUUUCAACGUGAAGGUUUAACAUUGAAUGAGCCUACUGCAAAGGACGAAACGAACAUCCUUGAUGGGUUGCAACAAGGAGAAACCGCUUUGAAGAAUGAAGACGCUGUUUCUAAAAAGGUUGAGGAAAUAUUAAGUGAUCCUAAAUUUAAAGCUAUGUUGAAUGAUAAAUAA
Saccharomycodes ludwigii is the source of this 795-nucleotide messenger RNA. It is a transcript of the gene RSM10, whose product is annotated as mitochondrial 37S ribosomal protein uS10m. Gene Ontology annotation, biological process: translation. Lineage: Eukaryota; Fungi; Ascomycota; Saccharomycetes; Saccharomycodales; Saccharomycodaceae. Gene Ontology annotation, cellular component: ribosome; mitochondrion; small ribosomal subunit. The record is from RefSeq and is a predicted model, not a curated record. The transcript has a single exon. Bases 1 to 795 code for a protein of 264 amino acids. Gene Ontology annotation, molecular function: structural constituent of ribosome.